AUAGUGUCAGAUAUCCGACUGGUUGGUGGAUCUGGUGACCACGAGGGACGGGUGGAGGUUUUCAGCGAAGGACAAUGGGGGACGGUCUGUGACGAUGUAUGGGGACAGGAGGACGCCGAGGUGGUGUGCCGUCAGCUGGGGUUCCCUGGUGCUGAGAAGGCGAAAACUGAAGCUUCCUUCGGGCAGGGCUCCGGGCAGAUCUGGCUGGAUGAUGUUCAGUGCAGCGGGAGUGAGUCACGUCUGCAGAACUGCAGCCAUGGCGGAUGGGGCAGCCAUAACUGUGGACAUGAGGAAGAUGCCGGAGUCGUCUGUAAACGGAAUAUCCGGCUAGCAGGCGGAUUGAACGACCACGAUGGCAGAGUAGAAGUCUUCUAUAACGGACAGUGGGGGACGAUCUGUGAUGACGGCUGGGGCCUGAGCGACGCUGAGGUGGCGUGUCGUCAGCUGGGGUUCCCUGAUGCUGGUGCUGUGCAGACCACAACUGAAGCCUCGUUCGGUCAGGGAACGGGGCCGAUCUGGCUGGAGGAAGUCGCCUGCAGCGGGAGUGAGUCAAGUGUGCACAACUGCAGCCACAGGGGAUGGGGGCACCAUGACUGUACACAUGGAGAAGACGCUGGAGUCGUCUGCAAUCUCCGUGUCCGGCUGGCUGGCGGAUCUCAUGACCACGAGGGAAGGGUGGAGGUUUACCAUGACGGAGAAUGGGGGACGGUCUGUGGCUUUGGAUGGGGUCAUUCCAAUGCGGACGUGGCGUGCCGUCAGCUGGGGUUUGCUGCUGCUCUGAAGGCCACACAAAACUCCUUCGGGCGGGGGACCGGACGGGUCUGGCUGAGCAAUGUGGCCUGCAGCGGGACUGAGUCAAGACUGCCAGACUGCAGCCACAGGGGGUGGUACAACAACCCAAGUUGGUGCGGACAUGGUUACGAUGCUGGAGCGGUCUGCACCAGUCUCCGGCUGGUUGGUGGUUCCACAGAACACGAGGGGAGGGUGGAAGUUUACCACGAUGGAAAGUGGGGCUCGAUUUGUGACGAUGGGUUCGGGCUCAGCGAUGCUGAAGUGGUGUGUCGUCAUCUGGGGUUCCCUGGUGCUGAAGGGGUGCCCUCUGGCGCCUCCUUCGGGGAGGGCACCGGGCCCAUCUGGCUGAAUGAUGUCGACUGUGACGGAAAUGAGACAAAUCUGCAAAACUGCAGCCAUGGCGGAUGGGGCAGGCAUAACUGUGGACAUGAGGAAGAUGCUGGAGUCGUCUGUAGUACCCGUGUCCGGCUGGUUGGCGGAUCUAAUGACCACGAGGGAAGGGUGGAGGUUUACCAUGACGGAGAAUGGGGAACAGUUUGUGACUAUGGCUGGGGUCAACCUGACGCCGACGUGACGUGCCGUCAGCUGGGGUUUGCUGCUGCUCGGAAGGCCACGCAAAAAGCCUUCUUUGGUCAGGGGACCGGACGGGUCUGGCUGAGUUAUGUGGGCUGUAGCGGGACUGAGUCAAGGCUGCAAGACUGCAGCCACAGGGGAUGGGGCAACAACCCAAGUGGAUGCAGACAUGACGACGAUGCUGGAGCGGUCUGCACCAGUCUCCGGCUGGUUGGUGGUUCCACAGAACACGAGGGGAGGGUGGAAGUUUACCACGAUGGAAAGUGGGGCUCGAUUUGUGACGAUGGGUUCGGGCUCAGCGAUGCUGAGGUGGUGUGUCGUCAUCUGGGGUUCCCUGGUGCUGAAGGGGUGCCCUCUGGCGCCUCCUUCGGGGAGGGCACCGGUCCGAUCUGGCUGGAUGAUGUGGACUGCGACGGGAAUGAGCCAAAUCUGCAAAACUGCAGCCAUGGCGGAUGGGGCAGCCAUAACUGUGGACAUGAGGAAGAUGCUGGAGUCGCCUGUACUGAUAGUGUUCGACUGGUUGGUGGGUCCGGUGAACACGAGGGACGGGUGGAGCUUUACUAUGACGGGCAGUGGGGGACGGUCUGUGGCAGGGAUUGGUACUGGUAUCGACGCGAAGCAAAUGUAGUGUGCCGUCAGCUGGGGUUCCAUGGAGCUCAGCAGAUAACACGUGGCUCGUUUGGUGCCGGGACAGGGCCGAUUUGGAGGGUUUAUCAUGGCUGCAGUAGAAGUGAGUCAAGUCUGCAGGGCUGCAGCCUCUGGAGAUACGAUGGGUGCGGACAUGAUAACGAUGCUGGAGUUGUUUGUACCCAUCCAGAAUCAGAAGUAGUACAGACAACAGUCCAGACAACAUUAAUGACUACCCAGCUUCUCUGGACAUUCCAAGAGGAACCUACAUUGCCAGGCGAUGAUGGUUUGCAGAGGAGCGCCCUUCAGGGGGGGCUGUCCAAUGAGGCGCGCGGAUACGCCCUGCACCUGCCCAGCCUAGGCUAUACUGGGGAUGCCGGGAACGCGAUGCGUUACAACGACGGGCAGCGGUUCUCCACUGUGGACAGGGACAAUGAUGAUUACUACUACUUCAACGACAACGACGUGGACUACAACAUCUACUACAGCGACAGUUGUUCUCGGCGGUACGGACAGGGCGGCUGGUGGUUUGCUAACUGGUGCCCACCCUACCCCAACGGCCGUUACCUGGGCAACUGUGGGAACUCCUGUCCGUGGGGGCAAGGUGUGAUGUGGCACGGCUGGAGAGGAAGGCGUUACUCCCUGAAGUCUGUGACCAUGAAAAUCAGGCCAUGA
Branchiostoma floridae (Florida lancelet) is the source of this 2667-nucleotide messenger RNA. RefSeq names its product deleted in malignant brain tumors 1 protein-like. The transcript has 11 exons. Gene Ontology annotation, cellular component: membrane. The record is from RefSeq and is a predicted model, not a curated record. The annotation marks the transcript as partial. NCBI's taxonomy places the organism in Eukaryota, Metazoa, Chordata, Leptocardii, Amphioxiformes, Branchiostomatidae.